This is a messenger RNA of Arabidopsis thaliana (thale cress), 2907 nucleotides long. RefSeq names its product C-jun-amino-terminal kinase-interacting protein. The record is from RefSeq and is marked reviewed. Bases 790 to 2535 code for a protein of 581 amino acids. NCBI's taxonomy places the organism in Eukaryota, Viridiplantae, Streptophyta, Magnoliopsida, Brassicales, Brassicaceae. The transcript has 5 exons.
GUUUCUUCAUACGUUUCGUUCCCAAAAAAUUGACACAGAAGAGAGAAAACCAAAUUAACAAAAAACAAUUUCUCGCCUCUACUCGCAAAAACCCUAAUUUCAUCAUCUUCCUAUCUGAUUCCAAUUAUUUCUUCUACAAGUUUCCUUCUUCUUAUAAUCCAUCGUUUCUUCCUUCUAUCGCGUUUCACAAAGCUUGUCGUUUUUCUCUCCUUGUGGGUUGGUUAGGCCAAUUUGUUUCGAUUGAGCGAUUGAAUCUACGAGACGCAACAAUCUCUUUCUGGGUUAGGGUUUCUUCACAUAACCUUUUGUGGUUUCUUGUUUUGGGCGGAGUUUGGUGGUUUCUGGAACCCUAGAUAGAGAGGAGCCUUAGGGUGGUUAAUAUUGGCACUGGUGAUUUAGAUAUAGAGAAAGAGAUUUGAGAGAUAUAUGUGUAGGUGUUAGGGUUUUCAUUACUUGUGAAUUGUGGCUGUGGCAUUGAAUAGAGGUGUUUGGGGUUUUGUCCCUUUGGUAAAGGAUGAGUGUUCUCUAGUGUGAAGCUAAAUUGGUCUUCUAAGCCAUCUGUGUGAGGGAUGGAAGUGUAGAAGGUGCUGAAACAACUCAUUUGGAUUAGGGAUUGGAAUUGGAUUCGUCUUGUGGCCUUUACCGUGGUAGGGAUUUAGAUGGUAGAGAAAGCUAGGGUAGAUUAAAUUUUUUGUAAGAGGAGCUUUCUCUGUUGUUGUUGGUGGGGGGUGAAGAAGGUUAGAGAGAGUGUGUGUUCUUUCUUGUAUCUGAUGAGGUACAGCUUUCCUAAUGGACAAAGGUGAACACUCUUUAGCUCCGGAAUGGUUGAGAAGUUCAGGGCAUGCUUCUGGUGGUGGGAGUUCAAACCACCUCCUUGUAUCAUCCUCUUCUCAUUCAGAUUCUGCAUCUUUACAAUAUAAUAGCAGGAAUAGGAACUCUAGGAGCAAAAGUGACGUUGAUUCAAUUCAUUCUCCUUUUCUGGAUCGAUCUUCUUCUACUAAUUCAAGGAGGGGCUCUAGUAAUGGUUCUGCAAAACAUGCAUAUAGUAGUUUCAACUUUAAUAGGAGUCAAAGGGAUAAGGACCGCAGCAGAGACAAGGAUAGGGUAAGCUAUGUGGAUCCAUGGGACCUUGACACUUCUAUCCCUCUUAGAACUAUCUUGACUGGUAGGGAUCCGGAUCCAUUGAGACGAUCACAUUCAAUGGUUACAAGGAAACAGGGAGAACACCUGUCUCGAGGAUUAACAGUGGGCUUGAAUAAUGGUGGCAGUAGUAAUAGUUACAACGGAAAUGGACUACUUUCUGGACCUAGCAUUGGGAAUAGCUUUCAGAGAACUGGGUUUGAUAAGGAUUUUCCUUCUCUUGGAGCUGAAGAGAAGCAAAAUGGGCAAGAUGUUGUACGAGUCUCAUCUCCUGGUAUAAGUUCAGUUGUUCAGAACUUGCCAGUUGGUAACUCAGCUUUGAUUGGUGGGGAAGGUUGGACGUCUGCUCUGGCAGAGGUUCCCAAUGUCAUCGAGAAGGCUUGUACUGGGUCAUUAACGUCUCCAAAAGCUAAUGCUGUUAGCGCGGGAACUUUAACUGGCCCAAGUGGUCUUAACAUGGCUGAAGCAUUGGUGCAGGCUCCAGCAAGAACUCACACCCCUCCCCAAGGAUCUGUGAAGACACAACGGCUCGAGGAUUUGGCAAUCAAGCAGUCAAGGCAAUUGAUACCGGUUGUGCCUUCAGCACCAAAGGGCUUGAGUCUGAAUUCUUCUGAUAAAUCCAAGACAAAGCAAGUGGUUCGAACUGGUGAAACUUGCCUUGCUCCCUCAAGAAAUGCCCUACAACAGCCCGCUGUCCUACUUGGGAGUUUCCAGUCUAAUCCUAGUGGUCAAAUCAAACCUGAGAAGAAGCUGUUGGUUCUCAAACCGGCUAGGGAAAAUGGUGUCAGUGCUGUUAAAGAAUCUGGAAGCCCAAGUGCUAAUACAAACACUCGAGCUGCCUCUAGCCAGCUGAUGUCCAAUACUCAAUCAACCCAAUCUGCUCCUGUGAGAAGUACAAACAGCCCAAAGGAGCUCAAGGGAGCCAGUGCCUUCUCCAUGAUAUCUGGCCAAACAAUCGAAAAGAAACCUUCCGCUGCUCAAGCUCAGAGCAGGAGUGCAUUUUACAGUGCUCUGAAGCAGAAACAAACUGCAUCAACAAGCAUCACCACCGAUCCUGUUAGCUCUUCAACCAGUGCCUCUUCUUCUGUUGAGGUAAAACUCAACAGCUCAAAGGAUCUUAUAGCUAGUGACCCUUCAAGUUCACAGGCAACAAGUGGCGUCGAAGUGACUGACAGUGUCCAGGUAGCUUCUCAUACUAGUGGCUUUGAAGCAACUGACACUCCAGAUGAGGAAGAGGCACAGUUCCUUAGAUCACUCGGCUGGGUUGAAAACAAUGGUGAAGAAUAUCUCACAGAGGAGGAGAUAGAUUCCUUUUUGGAACAGUACAAGGAGCUGAGGCCGUUAUUUCCGGAGAGACUAUCCAUGAUACAUGAAGCAAGAGAGGAUGUAGCUUAAGACUCCUGAACCCAACUUUACAAAACUGAAGAAAGUACUGGUUUUUGGAAAGAUAGUUUCUAAUUUCUUUUUUAAUAUAUUUUUCUUCUUUUGGUCUUUUUGUUCCUGAGAAAAGCUUAGCUACUACUUUGGCAAUGGGAGAGGAGAAAGGCAGGGAGGGGUUUUUGUUUGUUUGUUUUGAUGAUUUGCAAAUAGUGCAAAUAAAGCUGAUGAGGCUUUGAGUUGCCAUAUGAGUGUCCUGCCCUCUUCAGACUUUGUAGAUCUUUCUUUGGUCUGAAAAAAAAAUGGCUCAGCUCUCACACACGUGUUCCUCUUUUUGUCUUUUUCUCUUGUCUCUAAUGUUUGAUGAGCAAGAGUUCGCUCUUAGGAGAA